ACGGUUUAUUUUAGCUCCGGUAUUUUUCUUGUUCGCUUUACAUUUUCCCCGAUGUAACACACAUUUUGUUUAUUGAGCUACAGCCUUCCUGUCAGCUGAAUGUGGAUAUUAAUCGGCUUCUCAGUGUAUUUUCGCUCCUUCAUGCCGCUUCUUCCGCUGUCUUUUACUGCAUAUAGAUGUAUUUUGUAUCCCGUGUUUCCUCCAGUAACCCAUGUCUGUGUGCAUCCCGCCUCCCUGCGCUCUCAAUAGAUGGUGCAAGUCAAAAUGUCCAAAUCGCCCGUAGACCCUCUGUCUGCUGUGGAAACCGGCUCUCAGUCGCACUAUUUUCAGCUGCCCAGGAAGUUGCCUAAACGGAAGAGCCGCUUCAAACGCUCAGAUGGCAGCACGUCUUCUGACACAACAUCCAGCUUCAUCAAACGGCAGGGGUCGGCUGAUUCAUAUACCAGUAGACCGUCGGAUUCAGACCUGUCAGCAGAGGAGGACCGCGAGGCGUAUCGGCGUGAAGCCGAGCGCCAGGCACAGCUGCAGCUCGACAGAGCUAAGUCCAAACCUGUAGCGUUUGCAGUAAAGACGAAUGUGAGUUACUGUGGAGCUCUAGAUGAGGACUGUCCUGUCCAAGGAGCUGCAGUCAAUUUUGAUGCCAAAGACUUCCUGCACAUCAAAGAAAAGUACAAUAAUGACUGGUGGAUCGGCCGGCUAGUAAAGGAGGGAGCAGACAUCACCUUCAUCCCCAGCCCUCUACGACUGGAGGCCAUGAGACUCAAACAGGAGCAGAAACAGAGGAAAACAGGGGGUAAUUCCUCCAGUUUAGGUGACAUGGUGACUGGGAGCUGGAGGACCACACCGCCAUCUGCAGGUGAAUCCAAACAGAAGCAAAAACAGGAACACGUCCCGCCCUACGACGUGGUGCCCUCUAUGAGGCCGGUGGUCCUCGUGGGACCAUCGCUGAAGGGCUAUGAGGUGACGGAUAUGAUGCAGAAAGCUCUUUUUGACUUCCUGAAACACAGAUUUGAGGGACGAAUCUCAAUCACCCGUGUAACUGCCGAUCUGUCUUUAGCCAAGAGAUCUGUCCUCAACAAAAGACCCAUAAUGGAGAGAUCCAAUACUCGCUCCAGUCUAGCGGAGGUUCAGAGUGAGAUUGAGAGGAUAUUUGAACUUGCCAAAACCCUGCAGCUGGUGGUUCUGGACGCGGACACCAUCAACCAUCCUGCGCAGCUCGCCAAAACCUCCCUCGCACCCAUCAUUGUCUAUGUUAAAGUUUCCUCACCAAAGGUGCUCCAGAGGCUGAUCAAAUCCAGGGGGAAGUCUCAGAGCAAGCACCUGAAUGUGCAGAUGAUGGCUGCAGACAAACUCUCUCAGUGCCCCCCUGAUAUGUUUGAUGUCAUUUUGGAUGAGAACCAGCUGGAAGAUGCUUGUGAGCAUUUGGCUGAAUACCUGGAAAUCUACUGGCGUGCCACUCACCUCCCAGGAAAUACCCCUCUUAAUCCCUUAUUGGAGCAGAGUCUGAUGACCCCGCCUUCUGCCAUCUCUAGCCUACAGAACAAGAACCAGCCGCAGCCUCAUGAGGCGGGGGGCUUGGAGGGUGACGAGGAGGAAGAGGCGGGCGAGGAGGCCCACUCCCCCUUGGAGCAGGACAGUCUUAUGCCGUCCGACGAGGCCAGUGACUCCCUGUCUCGCGGCCAGAGGGGGAGUCCAUGCCACAGGGGGGGUGAGGAGGACGAGGAGGAGGAGGAGGAAGAAGAAGAGGAAGAAGAGGAAGAGGAGGAGGAUGAGUAUGCCUCCCCCUGCCAUGCUCGCACAUACAGGGACAUGUACCCCCCUCACCGUGGGCACACAGGCAGUGCCCACAGUGCCAACGGGCAUGAGUCACAAGACAGGCUGCUCCAACGCGAAGCUCAGCAAGGUCACAACCAGAGGAACAACCGCCAGCGCAGCCGCCCCUGGCCCCGAGACAACUACUGAGGAACAAGGCCCCCCCCCACACCUCCCCUCAGCCUCCAGAUCAGUAUCAAGAUCACCCCAAGCCCUCCGACUGUCGAACUGUCCCAAACACAACGUUUAGAGAUGAAAAAACAUUCCCAAAAUCAGCUCCAGACUUUUAGCAUCAAUCAGACACAGAUGUCCAGUUUAUUAAGCAGACGACUGUAUGUAUUUAAUUUUUACAAUCUCUCUCUUCCAGACUCCCAGUUUUAAUUUAUUUAAACCAAGGGGAUGUAAUGACCUCUCCAGGGUCAAGUCAUUCAGAUAAAAGUCAACAGGGCUACUCACCUCUGCAAUGGAAAGGUUUCAGGCUACCAGCUGUACGCAAACUCAAACUUUAGCUGCUUUGCCUAAGGUUUCUCUAUUGUAGGAUGUCUCAUAUACUGGCCUUAAAAUUCCUAAGACUUUUAACUAUCUUUACUAUUGCAUGUACGAGUAUAAUUAUUUUAAGACUAUUUGCACAUUAACGUCAGAACAGGAACUGAAUGAUCUUUAUAGAUAAACUAAUGUAGGAAUGUCUACUGUUGAAUCAAUUUAUGGGGAUUAGUAAUGCAUUUGAUUACAAUGUAUAUACUGAAUGGGCACCUGGUUUUGUUUCAUUGCUACUUUAUUUAUUGAUUUGUUUGAUUAUGUUAAUAUGGACUUGUUUGCAGUUUCAGAGAGAUGUUGCAAUCCGUGUGUUGUCAGUUUUUACUCUGAAGACGGUGAAUGGCGUUUGGGAGACACGCAUACAGUUUAUCAUUCUGUAAACGCUCACAAUGUAAGUAUGAAGCUGCAGUACAGCGUCAGUGUCACUUGUCUUUGCUGUUGCACAAUCACUCUUUGAACACCACUGAAAAGCUAAAAAAAAAAAAAAAAAAAAAA
Seriola dumerili (greater amberjack) is the source of this 2844-nucleotide messenger RNA. RefSeq names its product voltage-dependent L-type calcium channel subunit beta-4-like. The record is from RefSeq and is a predicted model, not a curated record. Gene Ontology annotation, biological process: calcium ion transmembrane transport; neuromuscular junction development; regulation of voltage-gated calcium channel activity. Bases 250 to 1962 code for a protein of 570 amino acids. NCBI's taxonomy places the organism in Eukaryota, Metazoa, Chordata, Actinopteri, Carangiformes, Carangidae. The transcript has 14 exons. Gene Ontology annotation, molecular function: high voltage-gated calcium channel activity; protein binding. Gene Ontology annotation, cellular component: voltage-gated calcium channel complex.